AUGAGGCAGAGCUGCAAAGAAGAGGUGUCCAUGUGCCGGCAGAGCUGCCAGCUCUGCAGGAGGACGGGGAGGGAGAAAGUUGGCACCACUGGGAUAUCUCUGCCAGGCUGGUUGUUUGCUGCUCCUGCUCCCUACGUGCAGCUCUCUGUGCUGGACCCAGAGAAACUCAGGUAUUGCAGGGUGGAGCUGCAAUACCACCGCCGCCUCGCAACGGAGCAUCUAGAAGAGCACAAGGGCUGCCAUGACCUGGAGGAGGGCUGGCUCCUGGCGCAGAGAUUUGGAGAGGGAGGAGAUAAGCUGGUCCCAGUCAAGACUGUGGAGAGGAUCCAGUGGCAGCAGCAAAUGUUUGGGGUUGAUUAUAAACCCGCGGUCAGCUGGGAACAAGUGGUGGAUUUGACAUACUCCAUGCGGCUCGGAGGGAAACCCAGGCUUAUGGAGCAGGAUGAGGCUGCGGUGCAGAAGUUUCGGUCCCUGCCGCCGGCCUGGCGCUAUGAGUGCGACGUGGAGCUGGUGCGCUUCCUGUACGAUCACAGCGAGAGGGAGCUGGAGAGACUGGACUGCAUCAAGGAACACGUCAACAGCCUCGUCGUCUCUUCGCAGGCUGAGGGCUUCAAUGCAUCCCAUCUGACGGACGGCCAAAGAGACACCUACUGGGAGAGCGACGGGCCCCUGGGGGAGCACUGGGUGCGGCUCAACAUGAAGAAAGGCACCGUUGUCAAGAAGCUGUGGCUGACGCUAGAGUUGCAGAUAUCAUCCUUCGUACCUAGACGGGUGGCUGUGUAUGGCGGGGCACUGAACAGGUUGCAACAUCUGCGAACCGUCUUAAUCAGCGAGAGCAGCUACCAGGACGUGUGCAUCCUCCGUGACAUGAAAACCCACAUGCCGGUCCUCGAGAUCCGCAUCCUGGAGUGCCGGGACGACGGGUGCAACGUUCGCCUGCGAGGGAUUAAGAUCAAGUCCUUCUGGGAGUGGGACCUGGUCCUCAACACAGACAUGUUCCAGCCGGCCAGGCUGGUGCGGUAUCCCCUCCUGGAAGGGGUGGACGCAGACAUGCUGUACCGGCGGGCCGUGCUCAUUCAGAGGUUUGUCACGCUCCUGGACAGCGUCCUGCAUUACCUGAUCCCCAUCUCGGACCAGAGCAUUAGCACCUUUAGCGUGCUCAAGAGGAUCUUCCUGCUGCUGUCCAAGCACUGCUCGGCCCUCAUCACCCAGUUUCUGCAGGCCACGCAGAGCUCUGCACCUCAAACCCUGCCAAAGCUGUACAUCAACAGGUACCUGGCCCAGGAGCACCGUGCCAACCCUGCGCUGGACCCCCGCUGCAAGAACGCUGUCUUCACCCAGCUGUAUGAAGGCCUCAAAGCUUCGGGCAACAGCAAUCAUCCCAUGGAUUAUAGGUGGCCCCUGAGCUAUGACCGGUGGUGGGAGUGUGAGUUCAUCACAGAGGGCAUCAUCGACAACGGCGGUGGCUUUCGGGAUAGCCUGGCGGACAUGUCGGAGGAGCUGUGUCCCAGUUCCGCCACUGCUGCUGUGCCCCUGCCUUUCUUCGUGCGCACGUCCAACCAGGGUAACAGUGCCGGUGACACCAGGGACAUGUAUGUCCCCAACCCCUCCUGCAAGGACUUCCCCAAAUACGAGUGGAUCGGGCAGCUCAUGGGAGCAACUCUGAGGGGCAAGGAGUUUCUGGUCCUGGCUCUGCCAGGCUUGGUGUGGAAACAGCUGGCAGGAGAGGAAGUCAGCUGGAGCAAGGACUUUGCUGCUGUGGACUCAGAGCUGGUGAAGCUCCUGGAGGUGCUGGAGACAUUUGAGUUCAAGUUUGGGAAUGAGCUGACCUACACAACGGUGCUGAGCGACCAGCGCAUGGUGGAGCUGAUCCCCCGCGGCAGAAGCACUGUGGUGCGCUAUGAAGAUCGCAAGGAGUUCAUCCGCCUAGUGCAGAAGGCCCGGCUGGAGGAGAGCAAGGAGCAGAUUGCGGCCAUGCGGGCUGGGCUGCUCCGUGUGGUGCCCCAGGCCAUGCUGGACCUCCUCACCUGGCAGCAGCUGGAGAAGAAGGUCUGCGGGGACCCUGAGAUCACAGUGGCUGACCUGAGGAAGUUCAUCACGUUUGAGGACUUUUCCCCCAAGGACUCCCGCGUUGAGAUGUUUUUGGAGGCGCUGAACAACUUCACCAAGGAGGAUCUCAGCCGCUUCCUCAAGUUCGUCACUGGCCGGAGCCGCCUCCCCGUGCAGAUCACCAUCUACCCGGAAAGGUCAAACUCAAAAACGCUGGACCUGAUGCCGGAGGUCUCCACCUGCUCCUGCACCUUCUUCUUGCCCACAUACUCCUCGGCUAAGGCCUGCGAGGAGCUGCUGCGUUAUGCCAUCUACAAUUGCAUGUCCAUCGACAUGGACAAGAACACCUGGGAUGACUGAGGGCCCCAUGGGGCCCGCCGGUGUGGGGAGUUGCUCUGCCAAUCAAGAGGAGUCAUCGACCUCCGGGGACACCAGAUUUAAUAAAACCGCUGGUCGGAGGCCCUGUUCCCUCCAUCCAGCUGUAGAUUGUC
Molecule: messenger RNA, 2540 nt
Organism: Struthio camelus australis
Lineage: Eukaryota; Metazoa; Chordata; Aves; Struthioniformes; Struthionidae
Gene: HECTD3
Product: HECT domain E3 ubiquitin protein ligase 3
Biological process (GO): proteasome-mediated ubiquitin-dependent protein catabolic process
Molecular function (GO): ubiquitin-protein transferase activity
Source: RefSeq, a predicted model, not a curated record